AUGAUUCGUCAACUAUCAUCACAGGGUGAAGUCUUUGAGAAAGUUUACUAUGGUGUCAUUGGUCAAGGUGUGGAGCAGUAUCAUCAGAGUGCCAUCAAGUGGUUAAAAGACACAAAGACCACAGACAGAUACAUUGAAGGAGUCAUCAAACGCUUCCCAAGAAUCCCUCAGGAACACUGUUCAAGUGCAGUGGAUAGUUUAUGUGAGGAGACUGCAGCUCCAUCAACAAGCAGCAAGAAGAAGAAAAAAAUCCAGCAAGAGGUGGAAUCACAAGAAAGUGAGCAUCAAGAUAAAGAGGAACCGUAUCCAGACACUGUAGUGACAUCCACUGAGGAAACAAAUUUUAGUGUGCAGCCGUUCACACAACAAGUUGAGACCCCAAAUAUCUCAAGGAGGUGCCAUCAGAGCAGUCGUCGUUGGAGGUCUAAGAUUGAGAAGCUAGCUAACAUGGAUAUUAGUAAUACCAAUAGGCUGGGAAACCUUACUUUUGUACGCAGUGAUGAAUUUCAGAUCGCUAAAGGAAGUGAUGGAACAGAAGUUUUCCUUGGUUUGAGGGAUGACGGUACUGAGGUGGCUGUGAAACGAAUGAUUAAGUCUAAUUACAAAGUCCUCAAAAACGAGGAGGAAUUCCUUCGACUCCCAGAACUUGAUGAUCCCUCCAUUGUGCGAUAUGUGGACUUUGCUGAAGAUGACAAUUUCGGAUAUCUUGUUCUUCAGCUUUGUGAGUACACACUGGAGGAAUAUAUCCGAGAUCAUUUACCAGAUGACAGCGCUGAGAGAUCUUUGGUUCUGAAGAAGUUGGUGAAGGAAGUUCUUUGCGGCUUACAGGUUUUACACGACCAGCAGACCAAAGUGCUCCAUCGAGACAUCAAACCCCAGAAUGUCCUGAUUGACAUAAAGGGACAAGCCAGAUUGGCUGAUUUUGGCAUAAGUCGCCGACUGAAACAGGGCGAAACCACUUUACGAACAAGCAGUGCUGGAACUAGAUGCUGGAUGGCAAAGAAGACCAUAAAUGAGGAGCCCAACACUGACUACAAGAGGAGCUCCGACAUUCAGGUUGCUGGGAUGUUAGUCUACUACAUUCUCUCUAGAGGACAACAUCCGUUUGGUAAAGGUCCACAUUGUGAAGUCAACAUUCUGCAAGGAAUAUACUCUCUGGAUCAUCUGGGUGAUGAUGUAGCGAAGGAUCUCGUUGAGUGGAUGAUUAAUGAAGAUCCAAUAAACAGACCAACUGUGGAGCAAACCCUCGCACACCCCUUCUUCUGGACUGAAGAAAGGAGAGUGGAGUAUUUGAAAAAAUUGGGGAACCAGAAUGAGGCCGAGAACUGUCGUAAUGUUGAUGAGGAGCUCCUUCAAGCCAUCGAAAAAUACACAGAGGGGAAAAGCUUUUCUGAAUGGAAGACUAAAUUGCCGUCUGAGAUUGUCCAGAAACUGGACGGUAAGAAGAAAGGCUAUCCUGAGAACACACUGGGCCUGCUGUGAUUUAUACGUAACCUGCACGAGCAUUAUCCAGUGGACGCGGAGAGCAUCAGCCUGAUGGCUUCAUUCCCUGAUCUGUUUGGGAGUGUGUUCAUGUUUGCAAAGAAGAGAGGAUGGAACUCCAGAGCGAGUCUGAAAAAGUUCUUCAGCUCAGCUCCACAGAUGUGAUUGUUGUCAUUUUUUG
Molecule: messenger RNA, 1663 nt
Organism: Cyprinus carpio (common carp)
Lineage: Eukaryota; Metazoa; Chordata; Actinopteri; Cypriniformes; Cyprinidae
Product: serine/threonine-protein kinase/endoribonuclease ire-1-like
Exons: 8
Coding region: 1-1482 (493 amino acids)
Biological process (GO): mRNA processing; IRE1-mediated unfolded protein response; protein phosphorylation
Cellular component (GO): IRE1-TRAF2-ASK1 complex
Molecular function (GO): protein serine/threonine kinase activity; ATP binding; RNA endonuclease activity
Source: RefSeq, a predicted model, not a curated record